Messenger RNA from Neoarthrinium moseri, 1011 nucleotides. RefSeq lists its product as uncharacterized. The transcript has a single exon. Lineage: Eukaryota; Fungi; Ascomycota; Sordariomycetes; Amphisphaeriales; Apiosporaceae. Gene Ontology annotation, molecular function: ubiquitin protein ligase activity. The coding region runs from base 1 to 1011 and encodes 336 amino acids. Gene Ontology annotation, biological process: protein monoubiquitination; protein polyubiquitination. The record is from RefSeq and is a predicted model, not a curated record.
AUGGAACCAGAGUCUGCUGAGCCCGUGGAUAUCAGAGCUCAAGUGCUGCAGAGCACGCUGAAUGAAGUAGCAACGAGGCAUGAAGGCGGGAAGGCCGACAGCACAACCGCUGAGUGCUGUGUCAUCUGCCUCGAGGCCGUGAGUGAGGCAUGUGAGGCAAAGCCAUGUCGCCACAACAACUUCGACUUCAUCUGCCUUGUCAGCUGGCUUGAGCAGCAGUCGAAGUGCCCAUUGUGCAAAGCAGUCGUCAGCGAGGUGUGCUAUGAGGUCGGAGAAUCAGACGAAACAUCCUGGAAGACAUUUGUGGUUCCUGAGAAGCGGGAACCAGCCGCACCAUCGACCCCCCGCAGACCACUCCCACCACGGAGAAACUGGCCAUAUUACAGACCACACCGGCGGCGUCACUACGAAGCCUCAGCCCAGCCACCGACUGAAGAUGAGGAAGUAUCACGGCGACGCGAUGUCUACCGCAACCAGACAUACUCAUUACAUGUUGGGUCGAAUCGCAUGUCCCAGUACCGGGACCUGACGCCCCAGCUUUUCGAACACGACGCUGCUCUGGUGUCACGUGCUAGGAUGUGGCUCAGGAGAGAACUGAAAGUCUUUGAGUUCCUGCACACCCCGUCCGGUACUGGCGACGACGAGCUGGCCCGACGGCGCGCCAAUAACGCCGAGUUCUUACUGGAAUACAUCAUCGCCAUCCUCAAGACCGUUGACAUCCAGGGGAGUCAGGGCCAGGCGGAAGACAUGCUGCAGGAGUUUCUUGGACGUGAGAACACGCGGCUGUUGAUGCACGAGCUAAAGAGCUUCCUGAGGAGUCCGUACACCUCACUGAGGGAUUGGGAUCGGGCUGUGCAGUACGACAGAUCAAAGAAGCGACGAAUAGAUGAUGAUGAAGAUGCUGCGCCGAGCUCAUCGCGCUCUUCCCCGCGACCGAGUGACGCAAGCGGCAGACCUAGGAUACGGGGCGAUUCCUAUCGACCGGUCUAUUCUGAUUCGGACCGCCGUUGA